Molecule: messenger RNA, 5247 nt
Organism: Anneissia japonica
Lineage: Eukaryota; Metazoa; Echinodermata; Crinoidea; Comatulida; Comatulidae
Product: putative hydro-lyase PST_2764
Exons: 9
Coding region: 65-1600 (511 amino acids)
Biological process (GO): glutamate metabolic process
Molecular function (GO): D-glutamate cyclase activity
Source: RefSeq, a predicted model, not a curated record
AAAGAUACUGUACGCAGAUUGAAAUUGGUGUCAGGGUGACUAAAGUCUUAGGCCCUAUAUAAGAAUGUCUUCAAAGCAAACAUUACUUGGUACUUUUCGGGCUACUGAUGCUUGUCAAGCACGGAAAGAAUUUCGCAGUGGGAACCAUUUCAUGACAGAAACAUCCGGUCUGUGUUCAGGUUUUUCACAAGUAAAUAUUGUUAUCGUACCACACUCUUUUGCUAAGGACUUCGCAGGGUUUUGUCAUGCCAACUCCGGUCCCAUGCCAUUGCUAUUUCAAUCCGAGCCAGGACAGUUUACAGCGCCACCACUUGGAGAAGACCUUGAUGUCCGGACUGAUCUUGGAGGUUAUGAUGUAUUCGAGAAUGGUAAGAAGUCAGAAGUGGUAGGAGAUCUUCUGAAAUUUAAUGAUCAAAUGAAAGAGCAUGUGUCAUUCUACCUGGGAUGUAGUUUCUCAUUUGAGAAAGAAUACCUAGAUGCUGGGCUUCCACUCCGAGCUGCUCAACAAAACCGCAACACUCCAUUAUACCUCACAAACGUUAAGUGUAUGCCAUAUGGAAUGUUCAAAACUUGCCGACAGUUUGUAAGUAUGCGGCCAAUACCUAAGCACCAGCUAGAGCUUGUGACCAAUGUUACGUUACCAAUGGUGAAGUACCACGGAGCACCGAUGCAUAUCGGAGACCCAGGGAUGAUCGGCAUUGACCUGAACAAUCAUGACAUGGGAGAUGUAUUGGACUUGGAAGAGGGUGAUGUACCGGUGUUCUGGUCCUGUGGUGCAACCGGCAUACCAGCGAUUAAGAAUUGUGGCGCUAAUCUUGGGUUUACACAGGCACAGAGCUGCAUGCUAAUAACCGACAUACCUACAGAAAAAGAUGACCUCGGUGACAAUGCCAGUGUAGCAGUGAUUAAAGUCCAGGAAGUCCCGUUUUUUGCCAGCAUCAUCUCACACGCCAAACUUCAAGAAAUAAACAGAUUCCUAAAAGAUUCUGCUAUAACAAGAAUGGAUGAAGUACUGAAGUGUGCGAUAUGGUUAUCACAUUCAUCAUCAGUUGCCAUAGUAACUGACCAGUUGGACAACAAGAACAUUAAUGGAGUGCUGACGUUAGUUCAAGUAACCUUGGCUUUGAAGAUGAAAGUGAAGGUUCUACUUCAUACCGCAACCAAUGACAACUUGAUAAAUGAUGUAAAGAAAAGACUUGAGAUACAAGAUGGUGUAAUGGAGAAAGUGAAGGUUGAGCAGAUACCUAAAAUGAUUGGUGAGGGCACUACGGAAUCUGCGGAGCGGGAUGCGGAGAUGAUUGAUUAUGUAAUAAUGCACAUGCCCAAAACUGAAGUUGAUAUUUCAGACUUCAUGGAACAGGUUAAACAGACAUCUGAAAGAGUAAAGAUUACAGCGGUAACAGAGAAUGAUGUGAACACCAAAUGCACAGCCGACUUCAACAUUGAUUUGGCGAGUGGAUGUGGAUGCCAGCUACUGGCAUCACUACUUGUGAUAUUGAGGUCAUGCCCGAUUCAUGAACGCUACCAGAGGAGAAAUAUCGGUUACCCACAAUCUUCACAACUAACAGAAUCACUGCAAGAGAUUGUAGCAGUUAAAUAGGAAGGAUGCAGCAUAGUUGCCCCGGAGAGGGGCUGUGCAUCCCCCACCCCAUACAACAACGUUACUGUUAUUUGAACUAAAAAUAUAAAAGGAAAAAGAAGGAUUUAAUUGUUUAUUUUAACUAACAAUAUUAAAGGAAAAACAAGGAUUUACUAUAAAAUGUAUAGCUAAAUAUUAAUUAUUUUUGAUUGUAUAUAAGUUCUAUAAACUCAAAAUAUUACUGAAUUAUUAUAAAUUUUAUAAGAUACAAAAUAUAGUUUUUUGGAUAAGUCACAGGUAUAUUUUCACAACAAAUCUCAUAAAGUAAUAACAAUAAUACAGUACUUCUAACUCUCCUUUAUAAAAAUGUAUAACAUUUAAAAAAAGUACUGUAUAAAUUUUAUAGAAUUAUUAUUUCUACAGAAUUGUGUUUAUGCAAAUUUAAUAGACCUUUAUAUUAAGUGUUUCAUUGAAUAGGCAGCAUUAUAUUAUACUGAACACCAACUUUUCAUUACCCCUGUAAAGCAUGCUUCACUACACAUUUAUUAUGUAAAAUCCCAAUAGACACAAUUUUUAACACAAGUUUAGUCAUGCUGACGCAUUGCAAAAUAACAUAAAUUUAGUUGUGUUUACCUCUAUGAUUUAACAAUGGGCUUCUACCAUGCGUCCAUAAAUCAGGCAUCUGGAUUCUGCAACCUUUAACAUUUUAUCAUGUCUAUGAUAAAGUUUUUAGUUCCUGUUGGCUGCUAUGUUAAAUUUAGCAGGGCUAAUAAGAAUACCACCAAUCUUGGGGAGUUUUUUUAUAGUUCAAUUUUAGAUAUGUAUGGAUUAACCAAGCAUGUAGAAUCCUUAAAGAAAAUAUAUUUCAUAUAAGAAAAGGCAACACACAUGCUGCCCAUGCACUUUUUAAUAAUUAUGUAUGGUUGCCCUCUGGGAAGAGACCCAAAUGCCUAAAAUGUACAACAGAUUCCUUAAUUCAUUUGUACCAGAUUCCUUAAGAAACAUGAACAACUCCCUAUGCGUAAAAUAAAAUAAUAGGUUUCCCCAAUAUCCAUUACAAUCAUAAUAUUCUGUUUCUCUUGAAACACGUAUUGUUAUUUGUGUAAUAUCACAAGUUUAAUCACGCUUGCAACUAUCACACAGAAUAUUUAUUUAUUCUGAUACAUAAAGAUAAAUGUUAUUUAUGUUAACUGAUGCUUUGCUCUGAAUACUACUGUAUUAAUACAGUAUUACAACUUCCAGUUUCUUUAACUACUUUUAACAUGUUUGCUUUUUAUAUAUUGUUUUUAAUUAAGUGUUAUAAUCAUAUUUUGAGUAUUUUUAUAUAUAAUUUAUUUGUUUUGUAUUUUAAUCUUGCAAUGAAUUGUUUUGCUGCCUAGUAUUUCCAAUUUGGACAAUAAAUGAAAUCUUGAAUUCAUAACAUGCUUUUGGCUUGUUCGAAGCAUGGAAAGUACCUAGUGAUCGAUUUUUGGCGCCAUUUAUAGCCUACAUCAUCAUGCUAACUUUUAAUCCACCCUGUGCACAUUUAAUACCCAGGUGUUGCAUUUUUGUCUUUACAUUGAAAAUGUAUAAUUCGCACCUUCAUUAUGUUUUAAAUAUUUUUUUUUUAUGGUUUUGUUUUUCCUCAAGGGUCAAAUUAAAUUGCCUUGUGGGCGGCCUAUUAAGGACCAGGGUUCUAUACAGUAUCACCUUUCCUUUAUAAUACUGUAAUUUCUAAAAAUUUGUUGUUUAUACAAAUUUAAUAGGCUUUUUAUACAUUGAAUGAAUAACAAAUGUUUCAUUGAAUAGGCAGCAUUAUAAUAUAUUUUUAAUUACAUAAUUAUAUAAAUUUAUUUCAUCUCAUGAAUAUGCCAAUGGGGUUAGACUAAUUCAAACAUCUUGCAACUUGUAAUCAAUUUUAUUGAUGAAUAAAGUCAAGGAUGCAUGAGGUAUGAACACAUUAAAAGAGCUUGGAACAUUGAGACUGGGGCAGUCAGGGUCCCAGAAUAAACAUCCCUGGGGGGCCAACAUUUCACCCCAUUCCAACCCUCAGCCUAACCUAGCCUGGCCUGGCUAGGGUUCAAAGGAAGAGUUACAUUGUGGUUUUAGAGCACAUUGGAUAGAAAAAUUAUUUUUGGUCCGACCACCUCAUCCUGUCUGAUGGGGGAAUCCUUAAACCCUGCUAGCACCACCACUAGCAGGACCCAAUACCAUGUGGUGAAUCUAGCUGGUUAUUGAAUGGUGAAUUGAACAACUGAAAAUAUGCAAAUUACAAGCAAACCACUUAUUUUUUUUCUCACAUCAUUUACAAUUAUUUAUUUCAUCUUUAAAAACAAAAUGUGCAGAGCAGAGUACCAGAAAGAAUCAAUUUGUUUUAAUUUAUAAAAGAAAGAACAAAAUAUACAGCUAAUUAAAAUCAUUUUUAAGUAAAUAUACAUUAGGAUAUUCCAACCAAAUCAUUGCUCUUAAACUGUACAAAGUAACAACACUGAAAACAUGUAUGAACAAAAAAAAAACAAAAACAAACUAUAUUUUCAACAGAUAAAUCAUUAAAAACAGAAGCAAGAAAGAACAGAGCACACUAGGCACUGGUUAGCUGAACACCAGCCAACACUACUACUGUAUAUCGUGCUAAGCUUUUAUCACACCCAAAACACAAUAUUUAUAAAUGUAAAUCGGUAAUUUGAAAGAAGAAAUAAUACAUACAUUACAAUUAAAUGAAGUCCACACUGUUAAAGACAUACGGUUCGUCGUAAAUUCUUGAAAAACCUCAAAAAUCAAUUGAACAUUGAAUCGCUCGUUUAAAAAUGUGAAACAUGUGAACUUCACAGGGCUAAGGUAACAAGUCUUUGAACUUAGAGCAUUUCACACCAAAAUGACUAACUAGCUCGCAUUCUAAUGUUUUGCUGGUAGUAUUAUGCGGUUAAUGGUGUGGAAAACAAUUUCUUAUUAUAGUUAUUAAUUGAUAGCUAAUACUGUACAGGUCUCCCGCUAAUGAAGGACCCCUCAAAUUAAAGCCCACCUCCAAUUAAAGAUCAUUUUCCUGUGGCCCCAAAGACCAAAGCUGCUAAAGACCAUGGACAAUGACAUGAGCAAUUCAAAAAUUGAAUUUUUUUUUAGUUCAACACAGAUGGCAUUUCUUUAACAGUGUGAAAUUAUUUAAAUGCACUUUUAAUACACAUUCAUACAGAUAUUAAAAUACAGAACAUGCUCUUUUGAUUCCAACAAAUUUGUAAGUUCUUACAAGAAUUCAUUUUGUGAAUGACAUCUACUUUAUUAUUUACACAUUCAACAACAUUUCAACAUUCGUUCAAACUAAUACGAAAUAGCAUGAUAGAAAGUUUUACGUGAAGGAAGCUGUGUUGUUCAUAAAUUCCUUUCACAAAUUAUUCAUAUAAUAGAAUUACAGAACUAUAAUUCUUCUAGCAAUAUUCAAAUUAUUUUGUCACAAUUUCAUUCUAUGUAAAUAAUCAUACAAUAAAUUUAUAUUCACAAUCCUUUAAUAUUGUUGAUAUUUAAACAUAAUUUUCAUCAGCACAAGUCAGCACGCCAUUAACCAAUCAAAAUCAUUGUAAUGUUUACCAUCUAUGGUAAUUAUAUACUGAAAAAGUGUGUACCAUACAAGAUACAGUAUUUGGAGAAAGAUACACAAUAGUUUGUUUAAAUACCUUGUAUCUGUUUCUACAUUA